Molecule: messenger RNA, 1625 nt
Organism: Fundulus heteroclitus (mummichog)
Lineage: Eukaryota; Metazoa; Chordata; Actinopteri; Cyprinodontiformes; Fundulidae
Product: heterogeneous nuclear ribonucleoprotein A0
Exons: 1
Coding region: 16-1047 (343 amino acids)
Molecular function (GO): RNA binding
Source: RefSeq, a predicted model, not a curated record
AACCGAGCGCGGCCAAUGAGCGGGCGCCACGUCAGAGGCCCCGCCCACACGCCGCUCAUUGAAGAAGGACAGGGAAAGUCUCCAUUUCCCAUCCUCCAGACGAAAGGCAACAUGACGGACAAGCUGUGCAAGCUUUUUGUUGGAGGGCUGAACGUGGAGACCACCAGCGAUGGCCUCCGGGCGUACUUCGAGCAGUACGGCGCGCUGACGGACUGCGUGGUGGUGAUGAACCAGCAGCUCGGCCGCUCCCGCUGCUUCGGCUUCAUUACCUACUCGGCGCCCGGGGAGGCCGACGCCGCAAUGGCGGCUAAGCCACAUGUCGUCGAAGGCAACAACGUGGAGCUGAAGAGGGCCAUAGCCCGGGAAGACGCCAACAACCCGGACAUCCUGGCCAACGUGAAGAAGAUCUUCGUGGGCGGCGUGAAGGACCACGUCGAGGCGGACAACCUCACCGAGUACUUCUCGCAGUUUGGCGCAGUGGAGAAAUCCGAGAUCAUCUCCGACAAGCAGACCGGCAGGAAGCGGGGCUUCGGCUUCGUCUACUUCACGGACACCGACUCGGCCACCAAGGCGGCGCUCACCAAGUACCACACCAUCAGCGGCAACAAGGUGGAGGUGAAGAAGGCGCUCAGCAAGCAGGAGAUGACCACCGGCGGCCGCGGCGGCGGCAGAGGCCGGGGCCGGGGGAUGCAGAGCUUCGGCGGCGGCGGCAGAGGCGGGGGCUACGGAGGCGGCUAUGGCGGCGGCGGCGGUGGCUACAGCGGGGGCUACGGCGGGAACUACGGCAGCGGCUACGGCUACGGCGGCGGCUACAGCAACGACAGCAGCGGCGGCUACGGCGGCGGCGGCUACGGCGGCUACAACGAGUACGACAGCCAGAUGGGCGGCGGGUACAGCAACGGGGACUUUGGCGAGGGCUACGGACAGCAGCAGUCGAGCUACGGCGCGAUGAAGGGGGGCAACUACUCCUCCUACCGGAGCGCGGCUCCCUACCGGGGCGGAGGCGGCGGCGCCGGCCGGGGCGGCGGGUUCGCGGGGGGUUAUUAGUGCGCCGGAAAGCCGAGAUGUUCAUGGGGACGUGAGAAAGGAACUUUACAUUAGCAGCGGCGCCAUCACAUGUGGGGCAGGAGCGCUCUUUGUCCGCCUGGAUGAGCGGCGCCCAUCACCCACUCUGGAUGAAUGAAACCCGCCUCCUCCACCGGAUCCCAUCUGUCCUUUCUUUUUUUUUUUUCUUUUUUUUGUUCCACGCAUUCUGGACUCUAAAAAAAAUACAAAACAAAAAAUUGUGAAUAUAUUUUGUUGUCGUGUAUUGAAACCAUUUGUAAGAACGGAAAGAAAAAAGAUCUGUAAUUUUCCUGCUUCAUAGAAAUGUGAGUUUUUCCUGCACAUGCGGUCGCAUGUUUGCAGGAGAAAUUCGGGUUUUAUGGAGCUGGCGUGGGGCUCGUUGAGGCUCCGGGAUCUUAAAAGUGUUCCUAUUGAACGUGUCGGACUUUUCAUCUAAAAAUCACAUUUUUUGCCGUCCGUUUAAGGCUUUUUUUUAUGACUUAAUACUGUCGAGUGUAUGUGUUCAUUUCACCCCUAUGUUGUAUUCUGCUUUUAUUAUUAAAAGUUUUUAAUGACUUGAA